Molecule: messenger RNA, 1971 nt
Organism: Thelazia callipaeda (thelaziosis nematode)
Lineage: Eukaryota; Metazoa; Nematoda; Chromadorea; Rhabditida; Thelaziidae
Source: the annotation of a GenBank genome assembly
AUGUCGCAACAAUUAACGAGAGAAGAUGAGGAACAAAUUUUUGCGGAAUACCAUUACACUGGUGCAACUAACAAUAUACAUCCACUCUUGUCGAGCCUUGUUAAUUACACACAUCCUGUGAAAUUUUCUGGUUUUGAUGUUGCUGAAGCAAAUAAUCUACAUUUCCAUAUGUCCUCAUUCUCAGAAAGUACGGGUUUGGGAUAUUUGAAACAAAGUGCUCCUGAAUUCGUUAAUUAUAAUAAACGUCAGUUAUGUAGAAUAUAUCCGAAAGGCGCUCGUGUCGAUUCCAGUAAUUUUUUACCACAGAUAUUUUGGAAUGCUGGUUGUCAGAUGGUAGCACUGAAUUUCCAAACUCCUGAUAUUUCAAUGCAGUUGAAUCAGGGAAAAUUUCAGUACAAUGGUGGAUGCGGAUAUCUUUUGAAGCCAGAUUUUAUGAGGCGACCAGACAGAUCAUUCGAUCCAUUUUCUGAAUCACCAGUUGAUGGUGUGAUUGCAGCACAUUGCUCUGUGAAGGUCAUAUCAGGUCAUUUUUUAAGUGAUAAAAAAAUUGGCACUUACGUUGAAGUAGAAAUGUAUGGCCUUCCAACGGAUACAAUACGAAAAGAACAUAGAACGCGUACUGUUCCUGCUAAUGGAUUAAAUCCUACUUACAAUAGCGAUGCGUUUGUUUUCAGAAAAGUUGUUUUACCAGAAUUAGCGCUUUUACGAUUUGCUGUUUAUGACGAAAAUGGCAAACAGCUUGGGCAGCGAAUAUUGCCCUUAGAUGGUUUACAGGCAGGCUAUCGACACAUAACACUUCGUACAGAGUCGAACAUACCGAUGACGUUACCAUGUCUUUUCGUUCACAUUGUUAUCAAAACAUAUGUGCCCGAUGAGUUGAGUGGUCUAGUGGAUGCUUUAGCAGAUCCACGAGCUUAUGUUUCUGCGCAAGAAAAGCGGAAAGAGGCAUUACAUAAUAUGGGAGUGGAAGAUUCAGAUAUAGUUGAAGUAAGUUCGAGUUCAGUAAAGACGACAUCUAAUCGAAAUAUUCUGUUGCGAUUAAAUGGGAAUGUAUCGGAUCAGAGUUUUGAGUCAUCAAAGUCAGCAAUCUUCCCUAAAGAAAGCUGUCGUCCAAAUUUAGAAUGUACAGAUAACAAACAAAAGGCAGAAGCGUUCAACAUAAACGAUCUGAAAAAAGGUAAAUGCUUCCAAAAGUUGGUGCGAAAGUUCCAAAAGGAUAUGGAGGAACAAAAGAAGCGUCAUCAAAAGCAACGAGAAUCAGUCCAGAAGCAACAGCAAAUAACAGUGGAUAAAUUGAUUUGUAAUAGUCACAAGCAGUCAAAAAGACGAACAGUGGUGAAUCAUUCGGGCAGUCAGAAGCGUCAGCCAUUAUCACAACUAAAAUCUGAUCCAAAGCUAGAUAGUGUUGAUAUGGCUAACAGUCACAAAAUGAAGUCUUUAGUGAUGUUUCAAACAGAUGAGUGGUCUUCCAUGAUGCGAAGACAUAAGACAGAAUGUUAUGAAUUGAAAAAAUUGCAAAUAAAGGAAGAAUUCGAUCUUCUAAGGCAAAUGAUACUUUAUUAUUCUCUGCAACCUAUAAAAAAUGUAAACAUUGGGAAACUUCUUCAAGAAGCUCAAAAACAGCAAAUGAAUAUGCUUAAACUAAGGCUAGAAGCAGAAAAUAAGGAUCUGAAACAAGCUCAAACCAAAAAAAGUAUGGAAGAUGUUCGGACAAUUCAGCAGGAUAAAAACAUCAAGACAAAGGCGGAAAAAGACCGACGAAUAAAAGAAAUGAACGAGAAAAACUUGAAAGUUUUUUGUGAAGAGCGAAAAAGACUAGCAAUCAAAGCUCAGAAGCAUGAAGAACAAUUGGCAAGAAGGCAUGAAGAACAGCAUGAACAACUUGAAAAAGAUGCUCAAAAGGCAUUGGAGCAAGAAGAAAUGAGCCAUCGUGAGACUCAGUUAGCAUCAAAGCCAGAAUUCGUGUGUUGA